This is a messenger RNA of [Torrubiella] hemipterigena, 1940 nucleotides long. The record is from the annotation of a GenBank genome assembly. Lineage: Eukaryota; Fungi; Ascomycota; Sordariomycetes; Hypocreales; Clavicipitaceae.
GCAGUCUGAUCCAGAUACAAUACAUGCGUUAUUUCUACCGUUGAAUUCUGCAAGCAUCCAUGGCCAGCGUGUCUCGCACAGCCUGUUGCAGCUUUGACAGCGCCGGCGGCGGUUCGUCGCCUCUUUGGCAACCCGUGCACCUUAGUCACACCCCUCCCCACCUACCCACCCCACCCCGCUAAAGUAGUUUUCGGCGCCGUCCCUCAUCAUUUUCGUUCUCGUGCUGCCAAACGCUGUCAUCAACAGAAACAUAAAACCCUCUGCCUCCCCAAUUUGGUGCCACUUGCUUUCUUCUCCUCCCUUCAUUGUUCCAUCGUCUCAUCUUUUACUUCCAUCGCGUGGUUACUUUAGUACUUCGUCUUUGUUCUUCCGUCCUCAUUCCCUUUUACACACACACUCCCACCCUCACAAACCCACAUACACACAAACCGUCGCAAUGUCGGACAGCAGAUAUGCAUUCACCUCCAAAACGGAGACACUCAACAAGUACCUUAAGCUUGAUCAGAAGGGUAUGAUCAUGGCUGAGUACGUCUGGGUUGAUGCCAACGGCGAGACUCGUUCCAAGUCAAGAACCCUCAAGGAGGCCGAGUACAAAGCUGAGGACCUACCCGUCUGGAACUUCGACGGUUCCUCCACCGAGCAGGCCCCCGGUGACAACUCUGAUGUUUACCUCCGCCCCUGCGCCAUCUACCCCGAUCCCUUCCGUGGCUCCCCCAACAUCAUCGUUCUUGCCGAGUGCUGGAACGCCGACGGAACCCCCAACAAGUACAACUACCGCCACGAGUGCGAAAAGGUCAUGGAGGCCUACGCUGACCAUGAGCCCUGGUUCGGUCUCGAGCAGGAAUACACCUUCCUUGACCUCGAUGACAGACCUUUCGGCUGGCCCGCCGGUGGCUUCCCUGCCCCCCAGGGCCCUUACUACUGCGGUGUUGGUGCUAGCAAGGUUGUCAUGCGUGACAUCGUUGAGGCUCACUACAAGGCCUGCCUCUUCGCCGGCAUCAAGAUCUCCGGUACCAACGCUGAGGUCAUGCCCGCCCAGUGGGAGUACCAGGUCGGUCCUUGCGACGGCAUUGAGAUGGGCGAUCAGCUUUGGAUGGCUCGUUUCUUCCUUGCCCGUGUUGCUGAAGACUUUGGCGUGAAGGUCUCCGUCCACCCCAAGCCCAUGAAGGGUCCCUGGAACGGCGCCGGCAUGCACACUAACUUCUCCACCAAGGAGAUGCGUGCCGAGGGCGGUAUGGCCCAUAUCGAGGCUGCCCUCAAGAACCUCGAGCCUCACCACAUGGAGUGCAUCAAGGAGUACGGCGAGGACAACGAGCAGCGCCUUACUGGCGGAUACGAGACUGGUGCCAUCGACCAGUUCACCUGGGGCGUUGCUAACCGUGGCUGCUCUAUCCGCAUUCCCCGCGAGACUGCUGCUAAGGGCUUCGGCUACUUCGAGGACCGUCGUCCCGCUUCCAACGCCGAUCCUUACCGUGUCACCAAGAUUCUCAUGACUUCCAUCUUUGGCAAGUUGUAAACCAAGUAUGGCUUGCAAACAAACUUGUACAAUGAGACGAUGCGCAUGAGUAGAAAAGACACAUUAAUUAAAUCCUUUCCUUUUUGUUUUAAUGGCGGGUAACUGGGGUCACCCAAAGAUCCCAUUGGCGGCGUUCCGGACUUGCAGGAGACAUUUGUUUCCCCUUUGAACAUACAUAGAUAGCAUUGAAUGAAUUCUACCACGGCAAUUAAACUGUGCCUACUCUUACCUAUUUGUUACCAUUCUAUAAUCUUUGUGAUUCUUAAUAGUACAAAAUACUCGUUCAGUUUACAAGUGAACCCUAUACAAAUAGACGAUACAACAAAAAACUUAGCCUUUCUCAACCAAUGUUUCCCCCCGUAAACUGUAGUUUAAUUAUAUAGACAACUUAACUUAAUUUUAAAAUUUAAAAAAUUUGAAAAGG